Cannabis sativa is the source of this 858-nucleotide messenger RNA. Its product is annotated as dynein light chain 1, cytoplasmic. Lineage: Eukaryota; Viridiplantae; Streptophyta; Magnoliopsida; Rosales; Cannabaceae. Bases 224 to 616 code for a protein of 130 amino acids. The transcript has 2 exons. Gene Ontology annotation, molecular function: dynein light intermediate chain binding; dynein intermediate chain binding. Gene Ontology annotation, biological process: microtubule-based process. The record is from RefSeq and is a predicted model, not a curated record. Gene Ontology annotation, cellular component: dynein complex.
AAUAAUACAUUACAUUACGAUCGAGACCUUUGUCUCUCUCUCUCUCUCUUUUCUUUUCACUUUUCUUUUUUUGGUCUAUUGGACAUUUCUUCGAACAUAUGGAAGACAAAAUCGCUGUUCGAGCCACAAACAACUGAGACACAUAACAACAAAACUGAUCAUAUGAAGAGACUGAGUGAGUGAAUUAAACAAGGCAAGAACGAGUUUUGAGUUAAACAAAUUGAUGGAGAGAUCAGCUGAGGAGGAGUUAGAGAGAAGAAGCAAGUUCCUACAUAGCUUGAUUCAGAAGAAAAAAGCAGAGGAGCACCAUGAACAGAAUCAAAACCUUAAUGUUCGUGUCAGAGCUUCAGAUAUGCCUUUUCCUUUGCAGAGUCAAGCCUUUCGAUGUGCUCGUGACCAUCUCGAUUCCAUGGCUUCCGGCAAGCUCGACAGUAAACGUCUCGCUCUCGCACUUAAAAAGGAAUUUGACUCAUCCUAUGGCCCUGCUUGGCACUGCAUUGUAGGAACAAGCUUCGGUUCUUAUGUCACGCAUUCGCUCGGGGGAUUCUUGUAUUUUUCGAUCGAUAAGGUUUACGUCCUUCUUUUCAAAACUGCAGUUGAGCCUUUGGAGCAAUAGUUAUAAGUUCUAUGAUAAAUGCUUGUCUGCUUGGUUUUUACAAAUCUGAAAUAUCAAUUUAAUUACAUGUAAAAUUAUAGUCUUGAAACAUUCAUAGGCAUCUAAGUUCCAUAUGUCAUAGUUUUUGUAUCUUUGUAUUCAUGUUUCACUUUCCUCAAGCUUAAGAUUCUCAGAAUUAAAGCAUGAAAAAUGUAAGGCUGGCUUGCUAUGAUAAUACAAUGGAUGUCACUAACUUCUUCUCU